This is a messenger RNA of Phalacrocorax carbo (great cormorant), 3634 nucleotides long. The record is from RefSeq and is a predicted model, not a curated record. NCBI's taxonomy places the organism in Eukaryota, Metazoa, Chordata, Aves, Suliformes, Phalacrocoracidae.
GGAAAGGAGUCAGUGAGGACAGGGGACAGAGAUGAGGACAGGGAAGAGUGACAGGAACAGGGACAGGGAACAGCGAUAGGACCAAGGACCAAGGAUAGGGACGGGAGAAAGGGGCGAGAAGCAGGGACAGGAAUGAAGACAAGGGACAGGGGACAGGGAUGGGGACAAGAACAGGGACAGGGAUGGGGACCCCCGCCCCGCAGCCCCGUCCUUCGCAGGCCCUGGGGGCUGGCGGCAGGGAGACAAAGGCGGUGGGAGGCAGCGGUGUGUUCCACCCCCCUACCCCCCCCUGCCCCGCGUGUCCCCAUUGUCCGUGGCCGGGGGGAGGGAACCGGGAGGAGGGACAGGGUACCCCCCACUGCUGUGAUGCCCGGGGCGCCCGGCGCUGCCGGCGGCUCGGGGGGCUCCGGGGGGGCUCCGGGUGCGGCCGGGCGGAGCGCCCCCCUCCCCCCCACGACCGCCUGCCUUCCUCCCCCUCCUCCCCCUCCUCCUCCUCCCAUCCUCCUCCACCUCCUCCUCCUCCUCGCCGCCCUGCUGCCUGCCUGCCUGCCUCCCCGCCCCUCGCACUCGGCUCCCCGCGCCUCGCCGCCCGCACAGCCGCGGCCGGAGCGCCGGGAGCAGCGCGGGGCCGGGGCGGGGCGGGGGCCGGGGCCGGGGCCGGUGUUGGGGCCGGUACCGGAGCUGUCCAGUGCUGAGGGCGCCGGCCCGGCCCCGCCAUGCCCCGCUCCUUCCUGGUGAAGAAGCUGAAGGCGGAGGCGUUCCCGGCCGCCGGGGCCGCCGGGGCCCCCGCGCCCCCCUACGCCCCCCUGGAGCCCCCCUACGCGCUGCCCGGCCCCGCCGCCGGCGAUGGGUACCUCCAGCACUGCCUGGCACCUGCCGGCUAUGACACCGACAAGAAGCAGGGUCUGCCACCAGCACCACUGGACCCAGCCUAUGCACCCAGCCAUGAGGAGUACAGCGACCCCGAGAGCCCCCAGUCCAGCUUUUCUGCCCGCUACUUCAAUGGGGAGGCAGCGGUGACGGACAGCUACUCCAUGGACGCCUUCUUCAUCACAGACGGGCGGUCACGCCGGCGCAGCGAGAGCCAGCGCCGCGGCAGCCACCGUCACUCCUGCCCUGAGUGUGGCAAGACCUACGCCACCUCCUCCAACCUCAGCCGGCACAAGCAGACCCACCGCAGCCUGGACAGCAAGAUGGCGAGGAAAUGCCCAACCUGCGGCAAGGCUUAUGUCUCCAUGCCCGCCCUGGCCAUGCACGUCCUCACCCAUAACCUCAAGCACAAGUGUGACGUCUGUGGCAAAGCCUUCAGCCGGCCCUGGCUGCUGCAGGGCCACAUGCGGUCGCACACGGGGGAGAAGCCCUUCGGCUGCUCCCACUGCGGGAAAGCCUUUGCCGACCGCUCCAACCUGCGCGCCCACAUGCAGACCCACUCCGCCUUUAAGCACUACAAGUGCAAGCAGUGCGAGAAGACCUUCGCCCUCAAGUCGUACCUCAACAAGCACUACGAGUCCGCCUGCUUCAAGGGCUCCGAACACAGCUGUGCAAUAGGGAACUAGCCCCCCAGCCCACUGUGGCACAUCCCCAUCCCCAUCUUCAUCCCCAUCCCUGUCCUUAUCCCCAUCCACAUCCCGAUCCCAGUCCCCGCGCCAGCACUUCUGCAGCUGCAGCUGGCUGGUUUGUGGCUGUGCUAUGGCUGGAGGACACAUCCCUGCAGACUCACUCCCCACCUGGGAGGAGGGUGCCCAAGCACUCCCUGGAAUGGGCUGGAUCCAGCCGGGCCCAUAGUGGGACCCGCUUCCUUGCCCCCAGCUCCCCGAGCUCCCCCUCAGCCAGGCAGGUCUCUCUGUGGGGGACUCACCCAGGGACCUCUUCCAGACCCAGGAGAGACUUUCCUCCCCCAGCUCAUGACUUUCACCUCUAUUUAUUUAAUUUAUUACUAUUAUUUAUUUAGAGCUGCUGCUUCUCCUCCCAGGGGAUCCCAGGGGAGAAAAGACACUUUUCUGCUCCCCCCAGGAGCAAAACCUCACCUUGACCCUAACUCAGAGGGACCAUGGGCCAGUACGACUGAAGGCUCGACAUGACUGAUGGACAGUGCGGCUGAUGGGAGGGCAGGGCUGUCAGUCACCCUUGGAGGAGGGGGUCCCUGCAGACCACCACCCGGGUCCUGGGGCACCCCAAUGCCCCCCUGCUUGGCAUGGUCCCAUGGGACAUGGUCCCAUGGCACACUGCUCACUCUAGCACUGUGGCUCCACAGCCCUGGAGUCAGGGGAAAAGCAAGGGGCAUCCAGUAGAGACCUGUGGGGGACAUCUCCUGCUGGCUCCGGGCUUGGUUAGGCACGACUGGCCCCAGCCAUUGUGAUGGGCUGGGGAACAGCCUCCCCAGGCAGAUGCAGCCCCCCUCACUGUGCAAACAGCCCUGCUGGUGGCUGGGCUGGAGAUCUAGCCCUGGGGCAGCACCAAAACCCCAACUGCUCCCCACGCACCACCAGCCUCUGCCCGGAUCCCUCCGCAGCCAGCUCCAGGCCCCCUCGCCAUCGCCACCCGCCUGCGCUCAGGAGGAGGGGGUCAAUGUAGCCGUAAAGUUUGGGUGAGUCUAUUUAAAUGUUCUUAUUUAUAUACUUUAUAACUUAUGCUUUUCACUAUUUAUUUGCCAAGACUGGCAGGGCCAUGCCAGCGCUGGCUUGCAGGAGGUGGCAGAGCUGCAGCAGAGCCGCCGUGCCCAGGACACAGCCACGGUGACAUGGACAGGGACAGGACUCCGAGAUCGGACCCUGCGGUGGGCACAGAGGCAGGAGGGCACGAGCUGGCCCAGCAGCCUGGGCUCCACGCCCUGCAAGCCUCCCCAAAAGGCAAAGCCCUUCUCUUUCGUCUUCCUCGCUGCUGCAGGCUCCUGCUCAGCUACCUGCCCUGCGCCAGCCCGGUGGGGACAAACCAGCCAUUCUAUGCAACCUCCUGGCGGAGCAUCCCCGCGCCAGCCCUGGAGCGAGCGCCGCACGCGCGGCAUCCCGGAGCGGGGCCCAACCUGCGCCUCUGCUUCCUACCUCGGGCCGCGAGCUGCCAUAGCCUCAUCACCCCAUGCCGGUCCCUGACACCUUUGGGGUUCAGCCCGGCACCCUAUGGGGCCACACUCGUGUACCCCCACACUGUCUUCCUGCGCCGUCUUCCUCCCUGCACCGUCUUCCUCCCACCGCCUCGGCACCUGUGUGCUCCCCGCGUGCUGGCACGGCCAUGGCUCGCAGGCUCGACGCCUCCCGAGAACACCCCUGUCACAAUCCUCGCUGCCGCAGCAUGGUAGCCACGCACCUGCACCCCCGCGCAGGGGAAGAGCAUCGCCCCGGCCACGCAGACACCCCACCAGCGAGGACGCAGCAGUUCAGGGUUUCCCUGCAAUGCUGGCUCCUUUCCGUGGCAGCACCGCGUCCCUCGGCUGGGCAGGCAUGGAGCACUGCGCCUCUGCCCCUGUCUAUACUGUAAAUAGCAGAUACUACAGCAAUAAUUUUCCGUGCAUGAUAGAUUUUUUUCUGCCAGGUUUUGUACUCGACAGCCCCCAGUAAGACAAGUCUACUAAGUACUGGCCGCCUGCAGUAUUACUUGUAACGCAAUUCAGGGAUAUAAAAGGGAUUUCUGCCACUAA